Olea europaea var. sylvestris is the source of this 1192-nucleotide messenger RNA. Its product is annotated as BURP domain protein USPL1-like. Lineage: Eukaryota; Viridiplantae; Streptophyta; Magnoliopsida; Lamiales; Oleaceae. Bases 169 to 1041 code for a protein of 290 amino acids. The transcript has 3 exons. The record is from RefSeq and is a predicted model, not a curated record.
CCUACUCAGCAGAUAGGGACACAAAGUAUUGAAUACCAUUUUCCAACCAUCAAAAUAGAAUCAAACUCCAUUAGGGCAUUUCAAUAUUAUCUGGAAAAUCACUGUACAAGGCAUCAGCAUGAGAAGCUGAAGAUUGUUGAAGAUAGAACAGAUUUAACAAAAGAAAAUAUGGGUUUUGGAUUUGGUUUUCUUGUCCACCUUUUUUGCUCACUACUUGUGUUGCAGCUUCUCGAGAUGACUGAAGUAUAUGGGGAAAAUAUCGAAAGAGUGGGUUAUAAUAAUCAUCUUCGAAUUCAUGCCGGUAGGGAUGAAAAUUCUGGGAAGAAUUUACAUGAAUAUUCAAUGUCACAUACGAAUCACUUGGAUCCUGAACUAAAUGUGUUCUUUUAUAUCAAUGAACUUAAAGUUGGGAAGAAAAUGCCUAUCUACUUCCCAAUAAAGGACCCUUCAACCUCUCCCCCUUUACUGUCCAAAGAAGAAUCUGAUUCUAUUCCCUUCUCAUCAGAAAAACUUCCCUAUAUUCUUCAACUAUUCUCCUUUCUAAAGGGCUCAAAACAAGCCAAAGCAAUGGAAAAUACCCUUCAACAUUGUGAAUUCCCACCCCUUAAAGGAGAAACCAAGUUUUGUGCCACCUCUUUGGAAUCCAUGCUCGACUCAACUAGAUCCAUAUUCGGAUUCAAGGUCAAAUUUAAAGUUCUUACAACGACUCAUCUUACAAAGUCCAUUACCCUUCUGCAAAAUUAUACUAUCUUGGAAGUGCCCGAGGAGAUUUUAGCUCGUAAAAUAGUGGCAUGUCACACGUUGCCUUAUCCUUACACGGUUUUUUAUUGCCAUAGCCAAGAAAGUGAUAACAAGUUGUUUAAGGUUUCAUUGGUUGGGGAAGAUGGAGGAAGAGUGGAAGCUGCUGCAAUUUGCCACAUGGAUACCUCACAUUGGGAUCCCGAACAUGUCUCGUUUCGCGUGCUGAAAACUCGACCAGGUGCCUCUCCGGUGUGCCAUUUCUUCCCAGCUGAUAACCUUAUUUGGAUUCCAGUAGUCUAGUUACAGAAGUGUGCAUGUUUAUAUGUGUGUUAUAGCACAAAAUGCUAUAGGCAUGAAAUACUUUUAUCUUAUUAUGAUGGUUGUAUCUUAAAGAAGCUGUGUAAUCCUGUGUUUGCAAUGCUACGGGAGGUUUUUGGGCAAAAUCUUUUGA